Tachysurus vachellii is the source of this 2818-nucleotide messenger RNA. RefSeq names its product mediator complex subunit 22 (gene med22). Gene Ontology annotation, biological process: regulation of transcription by RNA polymerase II. Gene Ontology annotation, molecular function: transcription coregulator activity. Bases 127 to 549 code for a protein of 140 amino acids. Gene Ontology annotation, cellular component: mediator complex. The record is from RefSeq and is a predicted model, not a curated record. The transcript has 4 exons. Lineage: Eukaryota; Metazoa; Chordata; Actinopteri; Siluriformes; Bagridae.
AUUUUAAGACGCCAGACGUUGGGAAGUGACCUCAUUAUCAAGCGACAGAAGAACCGUGUUCAAUUGUUUGGGAAAUUGUUUGCGCAUUGCAAUGAGACAGUGAAAAGAAACCGAGGAAGAAAUAAAAUGGCCACACAAAGAGUUCUCUCUCAAAGUAAAGAGACUCUUCUGCAGAAUUACAACAAGAGACUAAAAGAUGACAUCAGAUCCAUACUGGACAACUUCACUGAGAUCAUCAAAACUGCCAAGGUGGAAGACGAAACCCAGGUCUCUAGAGCAACACAAGCAGAGCAGGACCACUAUGAAAUGCACGUCAGAGCUGCCAACAUCGUACGAGCUGGUGAGUCUCUGAUGAAGCUGGUGUCAGACCUGAAGCAGUUCCUGAUUCUGAACGAUUUCCCAUCUGUAAACGAGGCCAUUAGCCUGCGCAACCAACAACUACGUGCCCUGCAGGAGGAAUGCGAUAAGAAGCUCAUCUCCCUGCGUGACGAGAUCGCCGUCGACCUGUACGAGCUCGAGGAAGAGUAUUACUCAUCCAGGUACAAAUAGAUCCUGAUCCAGAGACCCUGCAGUCCUGUAGUCGAGUAUCAUAUACACACUCCCUUAUCCGCACCAAUAACACGUAUCUUAGUGCCUUAGACCACAAUGUGAGUGUCCCAAAUUCAUUCAUACAGGCAUUCACAAACUGUAGUGCCUUUAAAAUGGAACAAGAACAUAAAAGCGGGCUAAACUUGUAAUGAUACUAUAACAUUUAUCAUAUUUUUUUAGCUGGAUAGUCAAAUGGACUAAAAAGGAAACUACGAAUUAAUUAUUAAUGGGUUUUUUACACCAGAGUUUUUAAAAAAAAUAUGCAAAAGUGAGCUUGAACGCUAUUAAAUAUUUCCAUACAUUUUAAUAAGUCAAAUCAAAUAAAACAUGCAUAUUGUACACAGCAAGUUAAAUAAGGACAGUAGAAUACAAAUAUAACUAUUCAUAAAGGUAUGUAAAGAUAGUGUCUAAUGCUGUUUAUGGUAUAUUAGUUCAACUUAUUAGUAGUCAUGUGACUAUAUAUUUAAAGUUUCAAUUUACAUAGACUUAUGCAAACGAGGCUUAUUUCUAAUGCAAGUAACAGUAACUUUAUAAAGCACGUAACCGACUGGGGUCCUCCUAAUGAUCCCAUGAACAUAUUGUUAAAUAUUCGAACAAAAUAUAUAGAAUAUAAUAUGUAAUAAAACAUUUUAAAUAUAUCAAAGCUCUGUGUUGUAUUAAACAUGCAAAUUUAAAUAGAAAAAAAGUUAAAAUCCAUCACACUGAUGUGAGAACUGGCCAAGUAAGCAGCCUAGUGUACUAAUGAGCACGCUGGCUUCACCUCCCUCUAUUAAAUUAUUCUGGAAGUUCCUUAACACAGUGGCUACACGUAUCUUAAGUCCAUUAAUUUUUUCAUAAAUAGUUCUAGUUUUCUUUUAAGGUCGUUCAAACCAAACAUGUUAUGUUAAACUGGAGUAGCCUAGGUAUUUUGAAUGAGCUAUAAAUUUUGGGUCUUUAACCUUCGAUACAAAGGGCCGGUGUGAACGUAGGGUUUUACUUCAUCCAAACAGAAGGCAUUUGAUUUGACAAGGUGAUCAGAAUGCAACCGUAAGAUUGAAAAUUUGUGCUAUAAACAAAUUUGCUUGCUCAGAUUUACUGAAUAUUUUUAUAAUCAAAGCUACACAUACGGGUCGAUCAACAUGAACACGAGUGAAGCUUAUAUAGUGAUAUGUAAACUUGUACAUCAUAAAGGGCAGAAAUUGUGAUAAAACUUAGACAUACCUUUAUACUUUGUAUACAUGUCUUAUGUACUCACAAGACCAGCCGUAACCCGAUAAUGAAACAGUUACAUAUUUAAGUUCUCUGGGACUUUAAAGCAUCGCAUAUUUGUCAGGUUUAUUUUAAACCUGCCAUUAAUCAGACUAAAGAGGGUAAAUAAAGUGUAAUAUCUAUAAAAGACUCUAAGCUAAUCUAGAAAACUCUUACUUACUUUUGUCACUUCCGCUACAGUAUUUUGCAGAAUACAUUUACAGAACAUUACAGAAGUUAAGCUUAAGUUUUUAAUUCAUUGAGUUCACCUGGUGACCGGGCGAUUUUUUUUUUUUUAUUGUUAUUAUUAUUUGUAUUUAUAACCUCCAUGGUUACUUUGGCCUUCGGUUUUGUGUGCGAGAAAUUUCACUUAAGCUUUAAUAAUAAAGCCGGAGGACUUUGAACUGCUGGUGCGGAAUUGCAAAUAAUGCUCAUGCUUAAUACAAGUAAUAAGUUUAUUCAAGUUAAGUACAUACAGAGAAUCAGCAGGCCCCAAUGAGUCCAUGUCUUUUUUCUUUUUUCUUUUUUUUAGGAUGCUUAAAUUUUGAACAAUGUUGUAAUGCACUAAAGUAGUUCUUUUUUCUGACUCUGUACCUCUGAAAUGAGGAGCACUCUGGGAGUUUUAAUAAUCUUGAGUAAUUCUUGUCAUUUUAUGGCAUGUAUUUAGAUUUCCUUUAUUGUAUACGAUGAAAAGAGAUUAUCAUUCACCUGUUAAAAUGUUAACGAAAAAGAUGUAUGAUUUUUAUAUAAGUACAUUUUUUAGCUUGCACUGGUAACAUCUCUAAUAUUUACACUGAUCUUAUUAUUUUUUUUAUUAUUAUUUUUUUUUUUUUCCUCCUCCACUGUCAGUUCUUCCUGGAUCUAGAAAGCUUAAACAGUGUAAGAUACCAGAUAUGGAUCAAUAACUUUACUGUUUAGAGUGUUAUAAUGUUAACAUUUCCACCACUGGGCUUGUUUGGCCGUUUUAAACAUUACAAAUAAAUCAGAAAGGAAAAGAGAGCAA